Molecule: messenger RNA, 5179 nt
Organism: Seriola aureovittata
Lineage: Eukaryota; Metazoa; Chordata; Actinopteri; Carangiformes; Carangidae
Gene: srek1
Product: splicing regulatory glutamine/lysine-rich protein 1
Exons: 11
Coding region: 1591-2766 (391 amino acids)
Cellular component (GO): nucleoplasm
Molecular function (GO): RNA binding
Source: RefSeq, a predicted model, not a curated record
GCAGCCGGUUUCGUUCAAACACAUAAUAAUGAAAUGUCUGACUUGUCUCAGUGGACUUUCUAUGGCCUGCUCCCCUUCAGUUCAGUCGUUUUGUUGUUUUUUGGAUGAAUUCUUGGGUUUUAUUUUUCUUUUAUUCACAUGGAAAAUUGGCAAGUUGUGCACUAUUAUUUGACACAGGUAACUGGUUGUAUCACCUCACUAAAUCCCUAGCUAGCUAAUUUCCUAUAGCGCCCAGCUAAGGUUUGUCUUUGGUGUCACAUGGUGGUUUUAUACAGAAAACAUUAGAGCUAUGGUGAGUGUUUUUCUUUGUUUUGUUUUUUUAAGCUGCAAGAUACUGUAUUUAUAAAGUUAGCCUCACUGUAAAGACUGGAUUCUCUGGAACAAUUAGCUUGUGUAUUUACCAUAAGAAACUACCAUUAAUGUUACUUGUUUUAUGGGAAUUACUAAAUAAAUCCAUGGCAACUCUAGCUAAUUUAAUCACCUUUCUCUCUUUCAUUUUUGGUGCUCUGUUUCUUUAAAUUUUCCCUCCCCUUUGGUGCCACUGUUGUUCCCAUGUGUACAGUCAAAAAUGAUAUCACCUCUAACUUGAUGCUUUUUGUCCACGUGACUUGGUGCUGGAUGGCUACUGAGUUUAUUAAUUUGGUUUUGUAUGUUUUUUCUGUGUGAUUAUGUGUGCAUAUCAGAUGACUAGACUGGCCCAGCUGUUACACUACACUAGCCUGAGUCAGGCAUUGUUUUCCAAGCCACUAUCCCCGAUCGGGCCAACGCAGCCUUCAAGGGGGAAUGUGACCAGGAGAAUAGCCCGCUGAACCUUCCAAGAUGGACACCUUGUCUCUUUUUAUUUAUUUUUCUUUUCUUUUGCUGCGGCUUGUGUGUGAUUGAAUUCUGUCCAGGUUGCUACGGCAUACCGGUGGGAUGUGUAUCACACAUGGGAUGCUAGGAGGAUCACUAACCCUUUACUCUCUUGUCUCCUUCUCCUGUUGAUGUAGUGAGGGGCUAGACGUUAUAAAAGUGAGACCCAGUAAUAAAACCUUUACCUCAUUUGAAGAUAGAAUCUUUAAAAUUCUAUUUGCACUUUUGAUCUGGAGUGAUUUAGGAGUUUUUCCCUCACAUUACUACCCUACAGCUCUGAUGUGGAUGUUUAGUAUUUAAUAAUAACACAGAAUUUAUCCAUUUUACAUCAUUUCCUCUCUGAACCUGGAAAUUCGUGACACAUGCAUUAAUGUUUUGCGUCGUUAUUUGUUUAGCACUAGGAAACUUGUCGCAUUGCAUAAAUGGUCAUUCAUGCUCAGUGCCUCCAGCUAUAAUGAACUGAAUUUGUAGUUAUUUUGUCUCUUUUUAGUUGUACUUUACCCUUCUCCUUCAGCAGAUUUUAACCCACAGUGGAAUGAGCACAGUUCCUAAAUUGGUUGUUUUUUAUAGCUAAGUCUUGGCUAACAUUUCCUACAGUUCUUAAAAUUGUUGUUCUUUUCUGUAUCUGAUGUUCUGUGUGCUAUUAGUGAUGCAGCCAUUGGGGUUGUCUUGUGUUGCACACCUUUCCAACACUGCGAAACGAUCGCCCCACGGAAAAGCGCCCAUGCUUGAUAUCGUAUGGUUCAUGACCAAUAUGUUUCCAGUACAGGGAAAAUCCCAGAGGAGGCCAAGGCCUUGUCACUUUUGGCACCUGCCACUCCAGUACCCAGUCUGAUUCCUGGCGGGGGACUGCUACCAAUCCCUACUCCAGCUCCGCUUCAGAAUCUCAACCUUCCAGUAGUGAAUCGGAUGUCGGCCAGUCUUGACCCCGCAGCGUCAGUGCAGUCCCAGCCCCCCCUCAUGGGGAAUGUGGAUCCCUCAAAAAUCGAUGAAAUCAGGAGGACGGUCUAUGUUGGCAACUUAAACUCACAGACCACCACAGCAGAGCAGCUGCUGGAGUUCUUCAAGCAGGUGGGAGAUGUGAAGUUUGUGCGAAUGGCCGGAGAUGAGACGCAGCCGACACGUUUCGCCUUCGUAGAGUUUGUUGAGCAGGACUCCGUCGCCAGAGCCCUGACCUUCAAUGGAGUCAUGUUCGGGGACAGACCUCUGAAGGUGAAUCAUUCCAAUAACGCAAUAGUGAAACCACCAGAGCUGACGCCACAGGCUGCUGCUAAGGAGCUAGAAAGUGUGAUGAAGAGGGUGAGGGAGGCCCAGUCCACCAUCGCUGCCGCCAUAGAACCAGCGGACAUAAAGACGCGAUCGUCCAGCCGGUCCAGAAGGACUCGCAGGUCCCGCUCACGUUCCCGCUCCCGUUCACACUCGAGAACGCGCAGGAAAAGAUCCCGAUCGAAACACAGACCGUCGCAGAGGUCGUGGCCUGGGAAUGACUCCCGCAGCUCCCGAAGCAGCCACAGGAGGCGCUCUCGCUCCAAAGACAGGAAACACAGUCGAAGUCGCUCUAGGGGCCACAGGAGGAGGAGUAAAGAUCGAUCCAGGAGCCCUCGGAGGAAAGCAAGAUCACCCUCACUGAAAAGGGGUAAGAAAGACAAGAGGAGGGAGCGCAGCAGGGAAAGAAAGGACCGCUCCACAUCCAGGAAGAGGAGCCGCAAAGACGAGGACAGGAUAAAGAGCAAGGCCAAGCCAGUGAAGGUGGGAAGGGACUACGACAGAGAAAAGGACGACUAUGAAAGUGACAGAGAGGACUCAGCAACACCCAGUGAGGACAUGACACUAUCACCCUGCGUCCAGCACAACGGCAGCUAUGUGACUCACAGUAAGGAGGAUGCCACUGUGGGUGCAGACAGCACCAAGUGACUGCUACGAGAUUAUAGAAACUAAAUCCUGAUCUAUCAAACGAUCUCAACACCCAUUGCGUGCGUAUAAAUUCAUAAACACAGGAAAACCACUUACAGCAUUUUGUUUUUUCCCAUCAUCAUCAUCAUCAUCAUCAUCGUCAUCUCCUGUGGUGCAAUCUUAUUUUUGUUCAAUAUCCUUUUGAUAAAGAACCAUCUUGGCAACAUGGAUCCUGUAAUUUGGCUCAUUGUCAGUGUCCCAACUAAAGAGGAAGUGAGCACUGUGGAGGUGGCCCCACGUCUUCUGUUUAACAGGCCAGUCGAAGAUGCUGGGACUUUUAAUGUAACACAGCAAUACAAGACAGAAAGUACCGAACAGUGGAAUCGGCGCCUGAACAACAACUGAUGAGAAUCAAGUCGGUUUGUUUCAAGGCAACUGAACUGGGCUGCAUGAUACUGUACAUAUUCUCCAGUGUCCUCCAAUAGUUUAUGUUGAAGAACUCAAGCACUUGUCUUGUUUCCAUGGAGAUACUAAAGCGCUAGACAUCUGGACCAGCGGUUCAGAAACAUGCGCGGGCCAUAACCAGCUGCUGAGCAUCGUCACAGUCUGUCACCACAGGAUCAAUAAUGUAUCUUAGAAAAGUCAUUUAAAAAAAAAAAAAAAAAAAAAAAAAAAAGUCGAGGCAGAACCAAGCAGAAGUCCCACAGGAAGAGUUUGUACUGAGAACUGCGUUUUAACUUCAGAUUUUAAAAAGACCAAAAUGUUUCCCUCCAUUCCUCCAGUGACAUCGUGACUGUACGCUUUAAUAGUCAAAAAGCUUUAUAAGCCUCUGAGAAUGUCAUUGUUUAUGUCAAAGUAUGUAAGACAUAAAAUAUGUUUUUGUCCGAAUAUUGCAAAAAUCAAUAUACUGCAACAAUCUGCAUUAACGGUAAUAAAUACUCUUAAAUUAUGUCUGCAGUGGUUUUCAGUGGUAGAGAGACCUAAUCAUUAUUACCACUCAAGGCCUCCAUACCUGUGGUGUAUGAGAAUCAGUGGAAAAGUAGAGCUGUAAAAUAAUCAGAGGUAUCACAAAAGCAAAAAGGAGCAGAGCUGUUGAGUGCAGACACGUGGUUAAAACAAUUAAUCUUCGCUCCACUGUACAAGCAAAAACAGAACAGAAAACAGGCCGGGGCUGGCAGUUACUCGGGAUUGCAUCACAUUUCAAGUUUUGCACACUUCCUCAGGCAGCAUUUAAGUGUUAUAAAUCUAACACAUUUGAAACUUCAGUAAAACUUUAUUAUCCGGUCACGUCGAUCUGUAUCGGCUUCUGCCUGGCUGCGAUUUCAGUCUGGGGAGUGGAUUAAGAGCAGCAGAGUUUGAUUUUAAAGAAAUUCUUUAAUAUUCUGUAAUUGUAAGUGUCUUUAGAGCCUCCACUUGAAUCAUAGGUUUCUUAUAUGGCCUUUCAUAUAUCAUAUAGCAACUGUUUUCAGAGACGGUAGAGCUGCCCAGACAAGUACGUGAUACUGUCUGUGGUAUCGGUUGCAUUUGUCAAAACGUCACAAAUAUGUAUUGGAAAAUGACAAAGAUUAUGAUGUUAUCCAGGACCCUCCAGUUAAAACAACGUUCUUUUACCAACUCAACCAGUUUUCUUUUAUUAGGCAGCUGAAAUAUUCCUUAAAAAGGAAGACAUUUAUUUUAUGACACAGUGGGGUCACAGUGAGGGUGUGUCGCGUCUAAGUGUUGUACUAAUUUUGCUGCUGUGACCUUGGUGUGGUUGAGACGGCAACUUCCUGUAUUCCGUUUGCUUAUUUGAGUGAAGCAAAUGGUAUAUUACAUGUUUAAUACAUUAAAUACAUGUUAGUACAUGUUCAGGGUCUAAUAAAAAUGGUGGGAAAACAGCGAUUUCUUUUGUUACUGAAAUGCUCAUAUGCCUUUUGUGUGCUGUUGAAGGAAAAUUAUAACUACAAGGUCUCUGAAAGACUUUAUUUCCUGUUUUGCACCAUUUUCCUCCAUCUGGGAACUGCCAUGUGCUGCAAUAUGUAUGGUCAUUUGGUCAACAUGAACACAUGGUUUUAUUUCCUGUUUAUGUCCUGUACAUGUACUUGCUUUUUUUUUUCUUCUUUUUUAUAUAUAUAUUUUUCUGAUUGCUAGAUGUUGCAACAAGAUCACAAUGAAUCAUGUUCUUUCUCCUGUUAUUGUUGUAAUGCUGUGAGAGAAAAAAACUAUUAACUGUUUUAUAGCUACAAAACAGUCCUAUACUGUAAAAUGAUGGUGGUGUGCAGAAUGUCUGUCGGCUCAUAUUUCUGGAGGAAGUUAAGAUGCUCAUAAAGUCUAAAGCGGCUGAACAAGAUAUGUCAGAGGUCAACGUACUGCUCGUAAGCACAGAAGGGUCAAAAAGUGCCUAGACAUAGAUUGUACAGAAUAUUCUAAUAAAAUACGGAGACUUAUUGACAGA